GCAGAUUUUUUGAAGGGAUUACCAGUGUACAACAAAAGCAACUUCAGCAGAUUCCAUGCGGAUUCCGUGUGCAAAGCAUCGAACAGACGUCCCUCGGUGUACCUGCCAACCAGAGAGUUCCCCUCGGAGCAGAUCAUCGUCACAGAAAAGACAAAUAUCCUCUUGCGUUACCUCCAUCAGCAGUGGGACAAAAAGAACGCAGCAAAGAAGAGAGACCAAGAGCAGGUGGAGAUAGAAGGUGAGAACUCGGCGCCUCCUCGGAAAAUCGCUCGGACAGACAGCCAGGACAUGAACGAGGACACUUAA
Messenger RNA from Acanthisitta chloris (rifleman), 306 nucleotides. RefSeq names its product DET1 and DDB1 associated 1 (gene DDA1). The record is from RefSeq and is a predicted model, not a curated record. The transcript is spliced from 4 exons. Lineage: Eukaryota; Metazoa; Chordata; Aves; Passeriformes; Acanthisittidae. Gene Ontology annotation, biological process: positive regulation of proteasomal ubiquitin-dependent protein catabolic process. Gene Ontology annotation, cellular component: Cul4-RING E3 ubiquitin ligase complex. The annotation marks the transcript as partial.